CAGUAGUCAAGGCAAAUACAUGUACUACUCGUCGAAGUUUGCAGAAGUUAGCUUGCCGUCUUCCUCGGCCCAUCCGCCGGCAUUAGGUUAUUAGCUUUGUCCCUUUACCUUUUCGCUCUAUCGAUCUCCCUGGACAUGGAGGCCUCUGGUGUUCCGGUGCUUGGAGUCGGACAAAUCCCGAUUGAUUAUAUUCUCCACAAGUCUCUCAUCGGCCACGGCCUCACGGUCCACGACGCGCAGGGUAACGUCGUCUUUCGGAUCGGCCCUUCGUCCUCGUCGGCUCGCCGCACCAAGAUCCUCUUUGAUUCAGUCGGAAAUCCCUUGGUCACCGUCUUAUAUCUCAACGAUGAGUGGAGAUGUUUCAGAGGGAACAGCCAGGAACUCGAGGACUUGAUCUUCACAGUCCACAAGAUUUUGUACUCUCCAUCUAACACCGAGCUAGAUGUUCUCUUAUCAAGUGCAAAUUCUUUGGACCAAAAAACAGGCUUUAGGCUGAAGGGCAAUCCUUUUAGAAGAGCAUGCACCAUCAUACAGGGGGACUCAAUUGUGGCUCAGACAAGUCUCUUGUACAAACUCAGCAAGAUAAUUUACUCAAGGAAUAAAUUUCGACUUACUGUUUAUCCGGGAAAUGAUUGUGUUCUAGCCAUUUCUAUGCUUAUGGCAUUUUUUUGGCGUUGACGAGCAAACAGUGAAGUAAAAAUCAACUCAUAUACAGAUUGACAUCCUUAUUGUUCCAACCAAGAACUUAAAAUCUUCAUAGAGGGCAUUCUUUUUACAUUACUCUAGAGCAGCUUGCCUUCCCAUUUGUCGUGAAGCGCAUGGAUCAGAAGCUCAAGGAUAACUUUUGUAAGAAAUUGAGCAGUAAGAAUGACAAGUCUAUUGAGACUCCUCUGUGAAGAUCUCUAUAAGGAUGGUUAUGUAUUAUAGCUUUCUCUUCCUUUUCGACAUAUAAAAUUUGUAUAUCAUAUAUUCCUCUUCUUUAUAUCAUAUGUCAUGUAUUACAUA
This is a messenger RNA of Zingiber officinale, 1005 nucleotides long. Its product is annotated as protein LURP-one-related 7-like. The record is from RefSeq and is a predicted model, not a curated record. The transcript is spliced from 3 exons. The coding region runs from base 136 to 678 and encodes 180 amino acids. NCBI's taxonomy places the organism in Eukaryota, Viridiplantae, Streptophyta, Magnoliopsida, Zingiberales, Zingiberaceae.